Molecule: messenger RNA, 3728 nt
Organism: Aspergillus ibericus CBS 121593
Lineage: Eukaryota; Fungi; Ascomycota; Eurotiomycetes; Eurotiales; Aspergillaceae
Product: DUF3591 domain-containing protein
Exons: 4
Coding region: 191-3523 (1110 amino acids)
Biological process (GO): transcription by RNA polymerase II; RNA polymerase II preinitiation complex assembly
Cellular component (GO): transcription factor TFIID complex
Molecular function (GO): histone acetyltransferase activity; RNA polymerase II general transcription initiation factor activity; RNA polymerase II general transcription initiation factor binding
Source: RefSeq, a predicted model, not a curated record
CAUCAAGCUACGCUUGUCUGCAUCUUCGGCCGUCCAAGUCUCUGGUAGACACGCUGAUGGUCUCGAUGCGCUCUCACGCGUGACCACCUCUCUCUCACCUCGCGUCCCAACCGGAUACCCCACCUCUUCGCCGUCUCCCUCACACCCUGAUAUCCAUCCGCUUUCCGAGCUCACUUUCACCUCAUCGAAAAUGCCUCACGCGACAGAACCCCCGGCGCCCGAUGCCGAGGACGCAGCCUUUGAGAAUGUGAUGCGACAGAUGAACGGCCCCUUAGGGGAGGGGGGCAUUUCGUUCGACUUCUUGUCACGAGACCUGGAGCCCGGAGAAAAGGCCGACGACGCGGUGGAUUACGAAGAUUUCGACGAUGACGAAUUACCAGAAGAAGAGGAGAGAACUGGACCUCCUGCUCGAAAUGGACUGGAGGAAGCCGACGAUGCGGAUCAAGGCUUGUUUGAAGCGGACGAGGAAGAUCUUUUCGGAGGAGGUCAGGAAGAGGAGACCCAGCAAGCGCCGCGCGAUGACCUGGACGACCUAUUUGGCGAUGGACCUUCGUCGCCGGGACCCGAUCAAGCCGACCCGACAAGGGACCUGUUCUUUGAGGAGGAAGAUGAGAAGCCCGCCGCGGUCCCAGAGCCGGUCGAACCUCCGCCGACGCAGCCCGAACCCGUGCCGAUGGACGAAGAGGAGGACGUACCCAUGCAGGAGGAUGAAGCGAUGAGCCAGACGGCCGAGGAGAUGGACCCGGCAUCUCUUCGCGCCUGGAAGCUUCAGCAAGCUUUGUUUGCCAUGUCAUCUUACGGCCCCGAGAAUGUCCCCGCACCACCGGAGAAUGCCGAGGAGCUCUUGCAGUCGUUGUUCCCCAUGUUCGACAAGAACGCCCUGCCGCGCUUCCUCGAGUUGAUUCCACACAAGAAGGCCUUUUUCCUAGGGAAGCAGCCCCUCAAGCCCCCGAAGCCUGUGAUUCCGAGCAAGGUGAAUAUUGAACUCGCUCAUGACCAAGAGCGGUCAUUCAAGUCUGGGGGCCAGGCGUUUAAACGCUCGCUAGAAGAGCAUUCGGGUGUUGUGACCAUCCUGGAGGCCUCCCAGGAAGAGGAAAAAGAGAUCAAGGAAGAGUUCGACCAGGAUACCGACACGGAUGAGGUGCUCCCCGGGGGAAUCACCCAUCACGACCUCCGUGUUGUCUGUGCCGACUGGGAUGUGAAGGAUGACAUUUCCAUAAUGGAUAUGGACGAGCCGGAAGUCAAUGAUGCAGAGUCCGUGGAAGAGGACUGGCUCAUGGAAACCACUCGUCCGGCCAAGAAGCGGAAGCUCGGAAGAGACCCGCUGGAGAUUGUUGCUCUGUCGCAUAUUGAUGUGCCGGUGAUUGACGACCCUCAACAGGCCACGUCGCGCAUUGCUCAGAAGGUCACCGUAGAUAUGAACGAUCCUCAUAUUCUGCUGGACGAGCGGGGCCCGGAGUCGGCUACACAGAAGCCCAAGGCACUGGGUGCUCUCAACCGGGACGAAUUGGAUGCCAGCGUCACGAAACGCCUCACAUCGCGCUACAACAUCUCGAACGACCAGGCGUACGACAUGCUCAAACAAAACCACCAGAACAAGGUUCGGAGCACUUUGGGCAAUGUUACUCUCGAGCAUAGUAUGCCCGCACUGCGUCUGCAAUGGCCUUAUUACAGAACCGAGCUGGCCAAGGCCGAAGCACGUUCUUUCCACCGUCCGGCUCUCUCCUUCAGGCCAGGACAGACGUGCUGGUUCAAAAAUACCACGUACAUCAAACGCAAGCACCAGAGAGGCAAGGACGUCAAAACGCUCUACGAUUCUACAAAAUCCCUGUCUCUGGCCGACAACUCCAACGUCCUGCUGGUCGAAUACUCCGAGGAGGUUCCGCUCAUGCUAUCCAACUUUGGCAUGUCGAACCGGAUCAUCAACUACUACCGGAGAAAAAGCAUGGAGGAUCCCACUCGCCCCAAGGCCGAAAUUGGCGAAACCGCCGUUCUGCUCCCUCAGGACAAGAGUCCCUUCUCGAUCUUCGGACAUGUGGACCCCGGCGAAGUGACCCCUGCGAUCUCCAACUCCAUGUAUCGCGCCCCGUUGUUCCCACACGAAGCCAAAAGCACCGACUUCCUAAUUGUGCGUAGCAGUACUGGCUCGGGUGGCAGCGAUUAUUACAUUCGAAACAUCGAGAAUCUUUUUGUCGCCGGACAACAGUUCCCAUCCGUGGAUGUUCCUGGCCCCCAUUCCCGGAAGGUCACCACGGUGGCCAAAAACCGCAUGAAGAUGCUGGUAUACCGCCUAUUGAAGAAGAGCCCGGACCUUCGGCUCUCUAUCAGUGAUGUCACCGCGCACAUCCCGGGCACUAGCGAUAUGCAAAAUCGACAGAAGGUUAAAGAUUUCCUCCAACACGACAAAGACUCCAAGUACUGGGUGCCGAUGGAGCCCGUGCCGGAGCAGGAUGUGAUCCGCUCCUGGGUCCAACCCGAGGAUGUCUGUCUAUUGGAGUCUAUGCAAGUCGGCCAGCAGCACUUGCAUGACACGGGUUUCGGCAACGAUGCCGAGACCGGAGGGGACGACGACGCCGACGAGGAAGGGGAGAGCUUUGAACAGCAGAUGGCGCCCUGGAAGGCGACCCGCAACUUCCUCCAGGCAUCGCAGGGCAAGGCAAUGCUCAAGCUGCACGGAGAAGGUGACCCCACGGGGCGCGGGGAGGGUUUCAGUUUCAUCAAGACCUCUAUGAAGGGUGGGUUCAAGGCGGUUGGCGAAAGUGUGGAAGACAAACUCGAUGCCCAGCGGCUCAAGGAGCUUGGCGGCCACAGUUACAACGUGGCCCGGCAGCAAAAGUCCUACGAAACAUCCAUCCGACGCAUCUGGGAUUCACAGAAGGCCAGUCUGUCGUCGACCGUUGAGCAUUCCGACGAUGAGAGUGACAUCGACCGCGAAGAAGAGGAGGAGUUCGGCAAGCCAACCCCCAGAUCUGAAGCUCCCACGCCGGCGCCUUUCCGCCGUGACGACGAGACAACCAGUCAGUUCAGCAAGAUAAGUAUGCCUGAUCAGAGAGGUAAGGUCUUGCGCAUCGUGCGCACAUUCAAAGACGAGAAGGGCGAGCUUUACCAGAAGGAAUCUAUGGUCUGGGACCCACGUGUCAUCCGCCACUACAUCCAACAUCGCCAUCGCGUGGAGGCUCUCACCACCAAACUCGACUGUCUCCAACCAACUGGCGACAAGGAAAUCGACGCCCGCAACAAGAAGCUCCUCGAAGCCGAACUCAGCCGCCUCAACCGAAACAAGGAACGCCGCUUCGCCCGCGAGAAGCAGAAAGGCGCCGCCCGCGCGUCGGCCGGAGAUUCGCCCGCCGACGGCGGCCCCGGCGGCAAGUCCGCCGGCACGCAACGCAAAUGUGCCAACUGUGGCCAGGUGGGCCACAUCAAGACCAACAAAAAACUCUGUCCCCUUCUCAACGGAACCAUGAAACCCGAAGACCGCGUCAGCGAUUCCGCCUUCGCCAUGGGCGCCCCUCCGGCUCUGUGAUUUUGCCUGUGGCCUCGAUCUCAACUAUAUCUAUCGACAUCGAUAUCGGUGGCAUUCUAUCCUUGUCCCCCAGGAAUCAAUCCUCUUACACACCCUUAACUUCUUUCUUCGUCGUGAUACCCCCUUCUUCUCAUCUCUCCUACUUACCUCUCUCUUCGACCGGCUUGCCUCUUUACCUAUCUACCUACCGACCGAGUGACCGUGA